UAAAAAAAAUAUGGCUGUAUUGUUAGAGGCUCGGCCAUUUAGGCCUUUUAAAUCUAGUGAAGAGUAUCUGUAUGCAAUGAAAGAAGAUUUAGCUGAAUGGUUACAUACAUUGUAUCCAGAAUUAGGGAUAAAUGUGGAUAAUUUUAUGGAUCGUAUUGAUACGGGGGUUGUACUUUGUAAGCAUGCAAAUAAUGUGAAGAAAGCUGCCUCCGAAUAUGUGGCACGAAGACAAGCCAGAAAAUUAAUGACACGUUCAACAACAACAAGUUUAGCCGUUCCAAUUAGUACAAUGGCAGAUGUACAUUAUUUACAAACAGCGAAACCGGGAACGUUUUUUGCACGUGAUAAUGUCUCAAAUUUUAUACACUGGUGUCGUAAAUAUUUAGGAAUAUAUGAAUGUUUAUUGUUUGAAACAGAUGAUUUAAUAUUACGUAAAAAUGAGAAACAUGUGAUUUUAUGUUUAUUGGAAGUUGCCAGAAAAGGUGCUAAAUUUGGUAUGUUAGCACCCAUGUUGGUACAAAUGGAACGGCAAAUUGAUCGUGAAAUUGCACAAGAACAACGCGCAGCAAAUAUUGGUACAAAUGAACAAUGUGAUUCAGAUGAUAGCGAAGAUGAACAUGAACAGCCACCAGUUAUUAUGGUAUAUGGACCACAACCACAAAUUGUUACCAAUGAUUUGAAGAGCCUUGAUGAGAUGGUUCGUGAUUUGGUGGAACGAUGCAGUUGUCCAACUCAAUUCCCAAUGAUUCGGGUAUCAGAAGGAAAAUAUCGUAUUGGUGAUACAAAAGUUCUUAUUUUUGUACGGAUUUUACGUAAUCAUGUCAUGGUUCGUGUAGGCGGGGGUUGGGAUACACUCUCCCAUUAUUUGGAUAAACACGAUCCAUGCCGUUGUCGGUCACAACAUCGUACUGCAUUACAAUCUCGUUUGGUGAAUCGACCCGGUGCUGUUGACUUGAAUGGUGCACAGGUGUUAUACGAACGAUCACCUCCACGAACACGGCGUUCAUCUAUAUCGUCUACAUGCAGUAAUGGACAUCAACAGCCGCAACAACAACAACAACAACAGCAACAAGUCUCACAGCAUUUAUUAACACCCACAUUAUCAUCCAGAAAUCGAUCCCGAUCACCCACACCAUCCCGUCGACAACCACAUCCCCCACAAAAUUCAUUAACAAUACAAAAUGAUCGUUCACGUCGAUCUGUAUCACCAAGUCCAUUAAAACAUCAACGAUCACCCAUUCCAAUACGUAAAAACUUGAAUGUACCACAAUCAAAUCGUAUGCGAUCACGAAGUCCAACUCCAUCAUUAUUUUCAUACGAUAAACACGUGGCUGAGAUGAAAAUUCAACCAGCGGAUCACAAUAAUAUGGCACAAGUUAAUGCGCCACAUCAUGUUUCGGAAGCCACAUUACAAGUUUUGGAUGAUACUAAUGGAACGGUUACAGCAAUUACACAACAAGAGAAUGGAAGUGAUAAUGGAUCGGAGAUUUCGGAUGAGGGAUACAGAAGUUUAGGUUUGAUACAUAAUUCGACAGGGAAUGAUACGACAGGAAAAAUUUCGACGAAAAUCAAUCGAUUAUCGUUAACUAGUCAGAAUUCUUAUGACGACGCAGAUUUUGGAGAGCAUACGUCUCAGCAUAAUUCUGACAGUGGCAGCACUAAUGGUGACAUAUCAAAAACAAUUGAAGAAACUUCGACAAUCACAAACUCAGCACCCGAUACAAAUGAUGACAUCUACAAUGAUACAGGUUUGCGUAAAACAAGCUUUUCUGAAGCAUACUUCAAUGAUCGUAAGCCAGAGACACAAAUCAUACAAAAACCACGUGGUCGAUCUAUAGAUCAACGUACCACAUCACGAAGCCGAUCAAAUAGUCAAGAUAAAUCAUGUGAUAUAUCAGAUAGUCCAAUAAAGCGCCAACAAUUAGUAUAUAGAUCAGUAAGGGGAGAAAGUAGACCACCCACAAAUGGUAGCCCAGUUAAAAAAUCCACAACACAAAAAGGUACACAAAAAUUAUUAGUUGAUAAAUCAGGGAAUAAUACAUGGAGCGGUCGGCAAACAAAACAGAGACCAUCGUUGAGUAACGAUACAUUCAUUGCCCCACAAAAGUCUGGUUCUCCUCCAAAUAAUAAUUUUAGUCGGAACACAAUUGGGCGAACUAGUUUAGCAGCGAAUAGGUCACAUUAUGAUAGUAACGGUCGUCGUAUAAAGACCACGACAGCGCCAAUUUCAUCUAGUGCAAAUACAUCACCAACCAAACAGAAGAGUCCAUUAUUGGAACAAAUUUUAAAAUCCGCAGAGCAAUCAAAGGACGAUUUACAAAUGUUAGAAAAAAUUAAGGAAGUUUUAAAACAAUACAGCUAUUUGACGUCAGAUAAGGAUAGUUUAGAUUUUACAUCAGCGUGGGUACACAGUCAGGGGGGCAAUAGUGAAUCGAAUUUAGAUAAACGAUCAUCUGUUGCUUCAGAUGGGGUUGGAAGUAGUAGUUCUGAAUCCGGUUCGAAACCGUUAGCAUUUGUUAGUCCUAGGAGAGAUCCUAAAAGUGAUGCGGGUAAAAUAUCGAAAAUUCCAGCACCUGUUUCAUAUAAACGGGCCACAACGGAAUUAUAUUAAAGCAGUUAAUUUUUACAUAAAUCUUUAUAUCUUGCCUAUUUUUAUGAAUAAAAUUUAAGUUUAUGUUGCUCUUAUAAAUUUCGCGCACAAUUUAAACUUUAUUACAACGAUUAAAUUUUAUUUCAAGGUAGACACAAUGUAUAACAUAUAUUUCUAUACUUUAAAUAAAACAGAAAGUUUUGAAGGAAGAAUAUCUCAAGUUAAAAAAACAUACACAAGGAGGUUAAUUUACGCUCCGGCUUCUAAGAGCUUUCAUUUAAUAUGGCGUCCAUAUGAUUUUCAACGCAGCUUAAAAUAAUUAUAUAGACUGUUUCGUUUAAAAUAUAUUUUAAAAAUACGUGUCUCUAAAACUAAGUCUAUUUACGGCGGGAAACUAUAAAAAAAGGUAUACAAAAAAAAAUAUCCCAAAAUAUAAAUGGUGC
Molecule: messenger RNA, 3033 nt
Organism: Chrysoperla carnea
Lineage: Eukaryota; Metazoa; Arthropoda; Insecta; Neuroptera; Chrysopidae
Gene: pigs
Product: GAS2-like protein pickled eggs
Exons: 7
Coding region: 11-2611 (866 amino acids)
Biological process (GO): protein localization to microtubule plus-end; regulation of microtubule polymerization or depolymerization; actin crosslink formation
Cellular component (GO): microtubule plus-end; actin filament; cytoplasm
Molecular function (GO): cytoskeletal adaptor activity; microtubule binding; actin filament binding
Source: RefSeq, a predicted model, not a curated record